AUGAAUUCUCCAGAGGACAGCACCUACCAGCUCCUGACUGAGUACUGCGAUGGCUUCAUGGUGUCCCAGGUUCUGUUUGCUGCCUGUGAGCUGGGUGUGUUUGACCUCCUUGCCGAGGCCCCGGAGCCCCUGGACUUGCCCACAGUUGUUCCACAUCUGGGCACUAGUGCCCAUGGGACAGAGCAACUGCUGGACACCUGUGCAUCCCUGAAGCUGCUUAAAGUGGAAAUGAAGAGAGGAAAAGCUUUAUAUGAAGACACAGAGCUCUCCAGCACCUACCUCACUAGGGUCAGCCAGUCCCAGUGCAACACGCUUCCAUACACGGCCAGGAUGACCUACUGCUGCUGGGGCCACCUGGCCGGGUCCGAGGCCAAGCGUCUGCAGUUCAUGCGAGGUCUGCAGGACGUCUGGAGCAUCCAUAGGAGAAGCGUGCUUGCUGCCUUCGACCUGUCGCUGUUCCCGCAUGUCUGCGACCUCGGCGGCUGUUCUGGGGCUCUGGCCAAGGAGUGCGUUUCUCUGUACCCUGGAUGUAAAGUCACCGUUUUCAACAUCCCCAAAGUGGUACAAACAGUAAAGAAGCACUUUUCGUUCCUGCAGGAAGAACAAAUCGGCUUCCAUGAAGGAAGGUUUGCAGAUUUCUUUAAAGAGUCCCUUCCGGAAACAAAUCUCUACAUCCUGGCCAGGGUCCUUCAUGACUAA
This is a messenger RNA of Cynocephalus volans (Philippine flying lemur), 699 nucleotides long. RefSeq names its product acetylserotonin O-methyltransferase (gene ASMT). Lineage: Eukaryota; Metazoa; Chordata; Mammalia; Dermoptera; Cynocephalidae. Gene Ontology annotation, biological process: methylation; melatonin biosynthetic process. The record is from RefSeq and is a predicted model, not a curated record. Gene Ontology annotation, molecular function: acetylserotonin O-methyltransferase activity.